Guillardia theta CCMP2712 is the source of this 540-nucleotide messenger RNA. RefSeq lists its product as hypothetical. NCBI's taxonomy places the organism in Eukaryota, Cryptophyceae, Pyrenomonadales, Geminigeraceae. The coding region runs from base 1 to 540 and encodes 179 amino acids. The transcript has a single exon. The record is from RefSeq and is a predicted model, not a curated record.
AUGUGCAGCUCUUAUUGCGCACCUGAUCAAACACCAAGGGCUCCUGAAAGUUCCAGCAGCGACAUCAACAUGCAGGACUUGAACUCAAAGAUAGCUACUAGCGAGAGGUCCGUUGUCCUUCCACGAAAAAAAGGACACAGCUCCCACCUCCCCCGUCCUGUCUCCCUCGAUAUGGACUCCCUCUCCCGCCUCAUGGACCUCCGCCAGAGCGACGCCGCCGACAUCCUCGGCAUCUCCCUCACGGCCCUCAAGUGCGCAUGCCGCCGCAUCGGUCUCAAGCGAUGGCCGCGCAGCAAGCAGACCCGCAGCGACUACAGCGUGGACGCGCUGACCAAACUGCAAGCUCAAAGCCCAACCAACCUCUCCGUCCCAAGCCAUUCUCACAGCCGCUGGAUCUGCGAGGAGGAGCAAUGUGGGGUCAGUCCGAGCAGCAACAAGCUCGAGGGUGUGGAGGAGAGGUUUACGGGGUAUCAGGAUGAGCUUUUCGACGAGGCGAUCGAGCACGUGCAGGGGAGAUAUACAUAUUGCGGCAUUCUUUGA